This is a messenger RNA of Gorilla gorilla gorilla (western lowland gorilla), 1895 nucleotides long. RefSeq names its product 5-hydroxytryptamine receptor 4 (gene HTR4). Gene Ontology annotation, cellular component: plasma membrane. The record is from RefSeq and is a predicted model, not a curated record. The transcript has 6 exons. Gene Ontology annotation, molecular function: G protein-coupled serotonin receptor activity. The coding region runs from base 1 to 1263 and encodes 420 amino acids. Lineage: Eukaryota; Metazoa; Chordata; Mammalia; Primates; Hominidae. Gene Ontology annotation, biological process: chemical synaptic transmission; adenylate cyclase-activating adrenergic receptor signaling pathway; regulation of appetite.
AUGAAUCUGAGCAGACACUUGAAUGAAGUGAAGGGUGAGCUUCUCUGGUCACUUGGAUGGAGAGAUCCAGAUGGUGGUAGCAUCAGAGUUUCAUUCAAUUCUUUGUGCUCGUGUGUGUCUUUCAGUUCUGAGGAGGGUUUCGGGUCAGUGGAGAAGGUGGUGCUGCUCACGUUUCUCUCGACGGUUAUCCUGAUGGCCAUCUUGGGGAACCUGCUGGUGAUGGUGGCUGUGUGCUGGGACAGGCAGCUCAGGAAAAUAAAAACAAAUUAUUUCAUUGUAUCUCUUGCUUUUGCGGAUCUGCUGGUUUCGGUGCUGGUGAUGCCCUUUGGUGCCAUUGAGCUGGUUCAAGACAUCUGGAUUUAUGGGGAGAUGUUUUGUCUUGUUCGGACAUCUCUGGACGUCCUGCUCACAACAGCAUCGAUUUUUCACCUGUGCUGCAUUUCUCUGGAUAGGUAUUACGCCAUCUGCUGCCAGCCUUUGGUCUAUAGGAACAAGAUGACCCCUUUGCGCAUCGCAUUAAUGCUGGGAGGCUGCUGGGUCAUCCCCACGUUUAUUUCUUUUCUCCCUAUAAUGCAAGGCUGGAAUAACAUUGGUAUAAUUGAUUUGAUAGAAAAGAGGAAGUUCAACCAGAACUCUAACUCUACGUACUGUGUCUUCAUGGUCAACAAGCCCUACGCCAUCACCUGCUCUGUGGUAGCCUUCUACAUCCCAUUUCUCCUCAUGGUACUGGCCUAUUACCGCAUCUAUGUCACAGCUAAGGAGCAUGCCCAUCAGAUCCAGAUGUUACAACGGGCAGGAGCCUCCUCCGAGAGCAGGCCUCAGUCGGCAGACCAGCAUAGCACUCACCGCAUGAGGACAGAGACCAAAGCAGCCAAGACCCUGUGCAUCAUCAUGGGUUGCUUCUGCCUCUGCUGGGCACCAUUCUUUGUCACCAAUAUUGUGGAUCCUUUCAUAGACUACACUGUCCCUGGGCAGGUGUGGACUGCCUUCCUCUGGCUCGGCUAUAUCAAUUCCGGGUUGAACCCUUUUCUCUACGCCUUCUUGAAUAAGUCUUUUAGACGUGCCUUCCUCAUCAUCCUCUGCUGUGAUGAUGAGCGCUACCGAAGACCUUCCAUUCUGGGCCAGACUGUCCCUUGUUCAACCACAACCAUUAAUGGAUCCACACAUGUACUAAGGUACACCGUUCUGCACAGGGGACAUCAUCAGGAACUCGAGAAACUGCCCAUACACAAUGACCCAGAAUCCCUGGAAUCAUGCUUCUGAUUGAGGACAUGGCUCACAACUUAGCCAUUCAUUCACAUUCAUGUUUGCAUGAACAGGUCACCCUGGCAUCACUCCUGAUCCUCAUCACCACCAGUGAGGCAUGAGGCAGUAGGGGCUGAGAGCCCAGAGGAGGUACAUGGAGGACAGUGUUGGGGGGUAGCUGAGGCCAGAGCCUUGAGGGUCUCAGAGUUGUGAAGAAACUUCAGGCAUCGUCAGAUUCAGCCUCCCACACAAUGCAGGAGUAGCAUCUUCUAUUGCAUCCCUGAAAGUUGGUCAAUCUCUGCUUAUACACCUCCAGGGACGGGAGCUCACUACCUCCUAAUUCAGGCCCUUUUAUUUUGGAGAAGCUCUCAUUAUAAGGAAUUUCUUUCCUUUCUUGGAACGCAAACCUGUUGCUGCUCCAACUUCCAUGCAGUUAGCCCCCACUUUCCCAUGACAGCCCUUAAAUACUGGAAGAGAGUAAUCUGUCACCAUGCCUUUCAGUUUUUUUUAUAAACUGAAACAUCUCAAGUUUCCUCUCCAUUGUGGCCAUCUUCUUCUGGACAUGCUUUGGUGGGUGAAUUAAUCAUGGUUCUUCUAAUAAAGUUAGGUUGAUAUCAAUGCCAAUAUGUCUAUCUAGAAGCAUUGACAUA